AUGACCAACAGGGUUAGAAGAAAUCAACCCGUUACUCGUGAUUUUCCAUGGUAUUCUUUUCCACGAGAUGUUGCACCCGAGACACAUGCGCAAUGGACUACUAAGCUUGAUUUACUCAAGAAAAGGAAGGUGCACGUUCUAGUUGAGGUUGAUUGGCAUUGGAUUGGAAGUUCGGGUUUGAUGGACGUUAUGGAGCCUUAUCUUGACAAAUUGGCCGAUUUCCUUAUAGUUCGUGCAGCUAAGGAUAGGCGUGGAUCCCCGCUUUAUGGCGGUAUGUGGAUUACUCGACUCGUGCGAUCUUUUGGUAUUUUUUUGAAACGGGAGGCUUCUUUACUUACAGUUGAACCUCAAAAGACCUUUUCCACUCUUCUUUAUAAGAGGGCUCAUCUUAUUGUUGAUCAUGGAAUGGGUGGUUUUAGCAUUCCUGAGGAUACUCCACGACACCGGGUUCCAAGCCGUGGAAGGCAACGGGGAAAUGAAGCCGAAGCAGAUAAGCCAGUGGUACCGGAAGAAGAUAAGAUGCCCAUGGAUCCUUACAGUAUGGCAAGAGACGAUAUGAGCACUAUAUGUCUAGUGCAGCAAAUUACACCAACAUGA
Lactuca saligna is the source of this 597-nucleotide messenger RNA. Lineage: Eukaryota; Viridiplantae; Streptophyta; Magnoliopsida; Asterales; Asteraceae. The record is from the annotation of a GenBank genome assembly.